AUGGAAGUUAAAAAAAGUUUUGAAAAUACUCCACUAAAUUCAAAGUGAGUAAAUGUGUCAACAUUAAAAUAAUAACAAUAAUAAUAUUAUUUUGUAAAAAAUCAUCCAAUUUCAUUUUUUACUCGCCCACCUACAAAAAAUAUUCCUAUUCUAUCACACCCUCUCUGUAAACCAUAAAAUAAGAGUCACCAAAUUAUUUCCAUGUUAGUCUUGUUGUAACUUAUCAAACUAUUUGCAGUCUAUAAAAUUUGUAAUGAUUUUUUAUAGUACACGUGUAAACAUUAGCGUAUUCAGAAAAAAAACUUACUUAAAAGCUAUAUAUUUCAUUUUUUUAUUGUUUCAUAGGUAAUACUAAACAUUUAGUGCAUAAUAUUUAGUUUUAUUAAACUAAAAUAAUUUAUGUUAUAUUUCUGAACAUCCAUCCAUCUAUGACUCGCUCCCCAAUUUUUUUUUUUUUGUGAAUUAUAUAAUAUAAAUAUACCAUUUCGCACUGCUCCUGCUAAUACUUGUUCUAAAUCUGAGUAUAACAGGAACCCGAGAUUGAAACAAAUUGUUUUCUACCAGUGAUAAACGGUUUAAACCAGGAUAAUAUUGAAUAGCCAAUACCUAAGCAUUCCAGUUUGUAAUUAAUAGUUCAUGGAUGACUGUAUCAAAUGCUUUUUUAAAGUUGGUAGUAACAACAUCAACCUGAUUGCCUGCUUUAAGACAAUCGCUAAUGUUGGUGAUAAUAUAUUACAUAUAACUGUUACAAUGUAUAGCAAUAUUAUAAGUAUAUAAACUUUUAUGAUUACAUAGUUUUUCAUUUAAAUUUGUUAUCACUAUUCAGAUCAAAUGUUUUACUUUCUAUGUAUUUUUUUAAGUACAUCAAAAAUUUAGAGCAUAGCGAGUUAUCUACUGGUUUUACUAAGUGUUUGUUUUUGACUGUAAAUAACUUUUCCAACAGAAACCUUGCUCCAAUUGAAAAAUGUAGUGCAUUUAAAGAAAUCAUUUUAUGAUUUUUCAAAUUGUUUUUCGAAAUACAUUGGAAAAAUCAGAAAUAAUUAUUUAUUUGUAUGGUUAUUUCAGUUAAAAUAUUUGUAUACAUUUGAAAUUUUAAUAGAAAACUCAUAUUUCAUAUUUUUGGUCAUAUUAAAAUUUUCAAAAUAUUUUCAAAAAAGGUGCUUUAUUUGAUACUUCGGACCAAGAUUUCUGGUAGAAUUUUUGUACACAGCAUAAAAAAUAUAAAAAAUAUAAAUAAACAUUAUUGCAAAACCAUUGUAUUUCUUGCUCUGCUCAGAAUCUAAAAUAUAUGUACAUACAUAUUUAAACCAAUAUCUCCAACCACUGAGAAAUGCACAAAAAAUCAGAAGUUAAGACAUUGAUAUUUUUAUCAUAAUAAUGGUUAAUAUUUGUCAUAAUCUUAUCUUAUUGUCUCAUAAUAAUUUUAAUGAAAAAGUUUAUUAUUAUUAUGUUAGUGAGAGCUUGGUCUGUCAGUAUUUUUAAAUUAGGAUUAAAAUAGGUGUUUGUUAGAGGAGGUUACACUGUGUAUAGAUUAAAAAUCAAGUUAUUAACUUUAUACUAACAUAAGUAUUGACAAAUAUGCACAUAAAGAUAUAAAAAAUACACAUGUCCUUCUACUGUGGAGCAUUCUCACUCCCUGAUAGGUUAGGUUAGGUUAGGUUUCAUUCAUUUUCCAAUUUUUUGUUUUCAUUUAAUACAGACACGAAAAAACCAAAAAGGAAUAUGGGUAAAAAAAUUAUAAUAAAAAAUUGACACAGGCAACAUUAGGUGGGACAGCAACUAAUAAUAAUAAAAAAUAUUAAAAGUUUGUUAUAGAUUAAUUGUCAACAGAAUACCAAUUUAUAAAAUCAUAGACAAAUAUGUAGUUACAAAAAAAUAAAAUCAAAAAUAUUUUCAGCUCUAUUCUACUAUAAUACAUAAUACUUACUAUAUAUUACUAUAAACCUUACAUAUUUUACAAACAAUCACAUUUUUUUUCAUAUUUGUAAAUUAUUUUAUAAACCAUCUAUUCAUCUUUAAAUGUAUACAAGUUAUAAAUAAUUUGCAACAGUUUCUAAUGACACAUUGAUUUAUUUCUUAUACUUUUAGAUCAAUUAAAGAAGAAAUGAUUGAUGGCAUGACAUUUUACAGUUCUUAUUACGAAGACAAAUCAAUGCAAAUAGAGUGAGUAUUAUGUAAUUUAAUAUUUCACUGUCCAUGUAUUUUUUAAGUUUAACUUUUUUAUUUUAUAUGAUGAACUGUUAACUUUUAUUUCUUCUUCCACGAAGACCUUAAGUUUAAAAUUGUCAUAAGGGUUAAGUUAGGUUGUUUUUAUUCUGACAUAUAAGUACCUACACCAUUGUAAAGUAACAUAAAGAUGCAUACAGAGCUAUUAAAUAUUUGAUUUAAUGUUAAAUUUUAUUAUUUUUAUUAUUGAGUUAUAUCAGGUUUAAUUCUAACAUAUAAAAAUACUGUAAAUUUUGUUAAUAUAAAAACAUAAUCAUGUUUUUAUAUAUCCACAUAAUAAUAAUUUUAAAUUCAGAGUGCAGUAUUACAGCGACAGUCAUCUGUAGUGCAUGUUUAUUGACACACAUACGCUAUCACUUCUCGCUUAUCACUUCAUUAAUUUUUAAAUUUAACUAGACAAAUUUAAUGAGUACUAAAUGGAACCUUAUUACUCAGCUUAAUUAUUAUCACUCUAUGUAUUGCUUUCAUUUGCGUUAAAACAAAAACAAAAUAUAAUACAUUGCCGAACAAAAAAAAUCCUAAAAACUCCCCAUUUUCUCUCCUCUCCGUGAAGAAGAUAACUCAUGGGUGGUCUCUGACACAGAUAAAGCAAACUUAUUUGUCUCUUAGUCACAAUGAACAACAUCUCAAUCUCCUCCUUUUCAGAAGUUAAAUAUCUUGGUCUCACACUCGACAAAAAAACUAACCCGGAAUCCUCACCUAAAAACCAAACGAAAAGCUCUUAAUACCCUUCUCAACCUCCUUAGACCCAUACUGAAAUUUAAAAUGAAUAUAAAUACCAAACUAUUUAAUUUACAAGUCCUUACUUAGGUCACUUUGGACCUAUGGACCUUUCAACUAUGGAGUGCCGCUAAACCUACUAACACCUGUACAAUCCAAGCAUAAAUCUACUAAUCUCUAAAUUAUCAACGAACACACUCCCUGCUAAUUCAGACUUAAAAGACAAUUGUGUAGACAUCUUCUUUAGUUGAUGAGCAGAAUAAGUGCUGGCUGUUGCUACCAGGCAACACCUUUCAAAAAAAAAAAAUUUUCAUUGUUAUUACUGUCACUUUAUAGGGUGUUACCACUGGGUAUCUUUCCUAAUCUUAUUAUUCAUGCUAAUUACUUUUAUUAACAUUUAUAAAACCUACUCAUUGUACAAAUAAAAAUUUUUAUAGAUUGUAGAUUUAUUUCUAUAAAAAUAAAAGAUUCAGAGUGUAAUAAGGACUGUAUUGGUUUUACAAUGAUGUUUAUUUAUUUUUUGUGUAGGCAACAUUUUUUACCAACAAUUUUGCUCCGAUUUACAAGUGUAACACAUUUUCUGAAAAGAAAUCAAACUGAGAAGUUAAUUUAGGGUGCUUAUUUUUUGAUAUAACCAGGGGUUUUCCCAAAAAAUGAAAAAAUAGGUACAAUAUUAAACAAAUAUUAUCAAAGAAAAUAUAUAAUACCUAUGUAAUUAUUUUACCACAAUAUGACAUAUAUAUUGUUGACAAUAUCAACUGAACAUAGCUCAGAAUUUUUUUCUUUAGCAAUGGUUUAUAGUUGCUUACAGAUUUACAUUAGAUAUCCCCUCUAAUACUAUUCUUACUUCUUACUUACAAUAGUGGCCACCCACCUGUAAAGUUUGUAUGUCUUUUUUUAUACUAUAUCAAAUUUUUACCAGAACUCAUGCUUCAAUGUAUUAAGUGUAGCAUCCUUUUUGAAAGCAAAUUUUUAUCUAGUUAUAGAGAGGUCAUUUUUUGAUUUUAUUGGAGAUUUUUUUAAUAGUUGAGAAAAAUGGCUGAAUAGAUAAAUAUUUUUAUCACAAUAAUUUUAUGAUUUUAUAUUUUUGUAAUUUAUGUUUUCUAAUAAUCCUUGCAUUUUGGAUCUAGUUGCCCACGAAUAAGUAAUUUUCUGUUUUUUUUUCAUAGGUUUUUUGCAAUACAACAAAUAAUUUAAUAAUAACAAAAAAAAAAAAAAAAAUUGUAGGAAAAUGUACAAAAAUAAUGUUUUUAUUAUUUUUAAUUUUGUUGUAAUUCAACUAAAAAUAUUUGUAGAUGCUUGAAAUUUGACCAGAAAAUUUAUAUUUGCCUCUUUAGACCUUUUUAGAGGUGGUAACAUUUUUAAAACUUUUAAAUUAUUUUUAGAUAUUUUAAUUUUACAAUUUUUUAUGUAAUUUUUAUUUGGUAUAUACUUUGUGUAACUUAUUGUAGGACUAAACAGAAAUAUUUGAAAAUUUAAUACAAGGUACAUUAUAAGUUGAAAAAUAAAUUUAAGUUCAGUGUAUUAGUUAUUUUAUUUGAUAAGUGUUUUGAGAUCAAAUUUUGAUGAAAAUUGUUCAUAUUACAUUUUUUAAAACAUGUUUAAUCAAACUUUCCUCCAAAUUAUUUUUUGUUAGCAAUGGUUUAUUAUUGCAUAAAGAUAAAUUAAAUUCCCAUCCAUUUCCUUCUUCACCAACUUCUGGUCUUUAACAGUAACUCACUCCUUGUGCAAACUAUGUCUGUUAUUUUUAUUCUGAGUAGAGUAAAGUAAACAUUUUUUUUGUUUGAUGGUACUUAAUUUGAACAAAUUUUCGAAAUUUCAUAAAACUUUCCAAAGAAAUCUUUUUGUUUUCUAUAACAUUUUAUGAUAACAUAAUUUUUCUUUCUGAUUUUUUUGUUAUCACUCUUUUUAUUAUUUGGUUAUAAUUAAAAAUUAGAACACUAUAUAUUAGAGUAUAUAGUCUUAUAUAGAGACUAUAUAACCAUUUAUUCACUUUUAUAUUUUUAAAAGUUAUAAAUAAAUUUAAACAUUUUCUAAUAGAUGCAUUGAUUUAUUUCUUUCACUUUCAGAUCAUUUAAAGAAGAAAUUAGUGAUGGUUCAACAUCUUAUAAUCCUUAUUAUAGAGAUAAAUCAAAGCAAUUAGGGUGAGUAUUAUUUAAUUCAAUGUUUACUGUCUGUGUAUUUUUUAAGUAUAACUAUAAUUUUAGAGCAUAGCAAGUGAUUUACUGGCGUUUGAUUUUGCCUGUAAACAAUUUUUCUAAUAUAAAACUUGCUCCAAUUUAAUCUAUUGUAUUAGAUACUUAACAUUUAUAAUUUUUCAAGGGGUUUCUGAAAUACAAUGGAAAAAUCAGAAAUAAUUUGUUUUUGAGUGUUAAUUCAGUUGAAAUCAUUUGUAGAGAUUUGAAAUUUGAUAGAAAACUUAUAUUGGAUAUUUCUCUUUGUAAAAUUUUAAAAAUAUUUUUGUCUUAUUUAUUAGCAUUUUAAUUGUAAGAUUUUUUACAUAGUUAUUAUUUGGUAGGUACUAUAUGGAUUAUAAUAGUAGUACCGGUUAAUUUGUGCGGUUUUCUAACAGAUGGCGUAACUUGAUUUUUAUUCCAAUGAUUCACCUUUCUAAAUAUGUGUUGGAAAGCUACUGUCAUAUUGUUUCAGAAUCAGUAUGUGUAAUUUAGCUGAAGCGUAAACAACAAUAUUUUUUUUUACUCGGAAAAUGUCGAAUUUUGUGCCGAUUAAAGUGUUUUUGCGGGGAGUACUUCUUCAUUACUUCAAUAUGAAGAAAAAGGCUGCCGAAAGUCAUUGCAUUUUGGUGGAAGUGUAUGGUGUGCAUGCUCUAGCUGAGCGUACGUGCCAGAAGUGGUUUGCACGGUUUANCCAAGAGACGUCGAACGUCGAUUUUUCGCGUGUGAACAACUGCUUCUGAAAAUGUUUUUUGCAUCGACUUGUCACUGGCGAUGAAAAGUGGGUCCAUUACGAUAAUCCAAAACGUCGGGCAACGUAUGGCUACCCCGGCCAUGCAUCAUCAUCGAUGGCCGUUCAGAAUAUUCAUGGCCUGAAGGUUAUGCUGUGUAUUUGGUGGGACCAGCUGGGUGUGAUCUAUUAUGAGCUGUUGCAACGGAAUGAAACGAUCACAGGGGAAGUCUACAACUGAUGCGUUUGAACCGAGCAUUGAAAGAAAAACAGCCAGAAACUGAGACCAGACACGAUUAUGUAAUUUUGCAACAUGGCAAUGCUCGGCUACAUGUUGCACAGGUCGUCAAAACCUACCUUGAAACACUUAAAUGGGAUGUCCUACCCCACCCGCUGUAUAGUCCAGACCUUGCGCCAUCUGAUUACUAUCUUUUCCGAUCAAUGCAACAUGGCCUGGCUGACCAGCACUUCUCCAAUUAUGAAGAAGUCAAANAGAAACUGAGAUUAGACACGAUUAUGUAAUUUUGCAACAUGACAAUGCUCGGCCACAUGUUGCACAGGUCAUCAAAACCUACCUUGAAACACUCAAAUGGGAUGUCCUACCCCACCCGCCGUAUAGUCCAGACCUUGCGCCAUCCGAUCACUAUCUCUUCCGAUCAAUGCAACAUGGCCUGGCUGACCAGCGCUUCUCCAAUUAUGAAGAAGUCAAAAAUUGGAUCGAUUCGUGGAUAGCGGAGAAGCCGGCCGAAUUUUUUCAGAAAGGGUAUUCGUGAAUUGCCAGAAAAAUGGGAAAAGGUCAUAGCUAGCGAUGAACAAUACUUUGAAUAUUAAAUUUGUAACCAUUUUUUCACAAUAAAGCUUCAAUUUUCGAAAAAAAAACCGCACAAAUUAACCGGUACACCAAUUAUGAUUGGGUGACCAAACAGAAAUGCUUGAAAAUUUAACACUAGGUUUAUUUUAAGUUCUUUGUGAUAAAAAAAAAUAAAACUUAAGUGUAAUGUAGAUAAUCAUUUUUUUAAAUAAAUUAAAUAUUACAAUCUUUCAAAUUAUGUACAAACAAGCUUUGCUCAGAAUAAUAUUUUGUUAGCAAUAGUUGGUCAUUGUUUAAAGAUAUAAAUUAAUUAACUUUAUGCAUCUUACCUUCCUAAUUUCUCACCUACAACACAGUUAGCACUGAUAUUAAAUUGAAUUUAUAGGAUAAUAUUGACUUAAAAAUUACAAUUAACACAAAAGGUGAUGUUCUGCAUAAAUAACAUUAAUUACCAUUUAAAUCGGUUGAAUAAUCAAAAACAAAUGGUCACAAAUUUGUUACAUUUCCAUGUAAACUUUUCCCAUGUUAAUUGUAUAAAAAUUAUGUUCUUAAAAUUAUUAAUUAAUGAUUUUAAGUAAUGUAUUCUAUAUUUUAAACUAUUAAGGCUUGUUAAUGAGGAUCCAUUGUUUGUCCCAUACAAAUGUUCACCAUUGCUUUUUUUAAUGGUUCUCUUCAAUUUUCACAAUUUUUCUUAAUUUUUAUUUUUUAUUCUCUGGUUAUUUAUCUUUCUCAUUAAGUAUUUACUUUAGCAUUAGUUUAUAUGUAUUUCUUGUAUCAUAAUGAUGAUCUUCCUCUUAUAUUGUUAUUGCAUGUAGUUAUUAAUUAUUAGGUUGUUGAAAUUUCCAUUGUACCACUUUCAAAUUGCUAGAUGGCAUAAUAAACUAAAUAAUAAUAAUAGCAAUUAAAUUAAGUGAAUUCCCAAUUAUACUACAGAAAUAUUUAUUUUUGUUGGUCCCUUUUUUUUACUUUAUAGUUACCUACCUAAUUUAUAUAAUCAUAUUAUAAUAUUAUUAUUAUGUAUUCAUAAUGUUCUCCAGUACGAUCUAAGUAUUGAAUAAAAGGGUAGUAGCCACCAAAAUAUAUUAACAAGAGUUGUAAAGAAUUGUACCACUGAAAAACUGUGCUAAUUUGUAUUCAUCCAUUCAAUAAAAAUAUCAUAAAAUAUCUACUCUCGUUGAUGCUCACUGGAGUUACUCUAAAUCGAACCCUCUGUUAUUAGGUUUAUAAAAAAAAAAACAGCUGAUAUCACACCAAAAAUACUUCAUUAUAACUCUGUGUUCCAAAAAUCUAAGUUUAAACAAAUCAUGUAAUGUCAUUACAUUUUGUAAUGAUUUAACCUUAUUUAACAUUAUAAAGUUAUGAUAGAAUAUGGAAAUUAGGUAAAAUGCCAUUUUGUUACAAAUAUCUAUAAAGACAAUUAAGAUUAAUUAAAACUUUAAACAUAAUAUUGAUUGUAAAGUUAAACACUUAGUGAACAUAUUGUUUACUUUGCAAAAUGUGUAAUACAAAUAAAUAACCACCAUAAUAAAUUUUGUAAAAAUAUUUUAAUAUAAUAAUAUAUUAAUAAUUUAUUAAUUUAUUAAACGAUGGUUAACGUUUUAUAAACCACAAAUUUUAAAAAAAAGUCACAAUGUUGUUCUUAGUUCAAAUUAAGAAAUAUUAACAGUGAUUAUAUUUACUUGCCAAAUAAAUAAUAUGUUGACUAAGUGUUUAACUUUACAACCAAUCUUUUUUGUCAUUAUGGGUAUUUGUAAUGCUACAAAACAGUAUUUUACUUAGUUUCCAUAGUAUAUCACAUCUUUUAAAGGUUAAUCAUUUCUUAAUGUAAUAUCACUACAUGUUUUUUUUUUUUUUUAAUUUAGCUUUUUUGUUAAUGGAGUUAUAACAAAAUGGUUUUGGUGUGAUUAUUAUUACAUUUGUAAGAGCUACAGUACUUCCGCUCCCAGAUAUGGUUUUCAUAAUAUUAGUGUUAGGUACUUAAGCUAUAUUUAAAACAUCUUUUAUUAUAUUGAAUUGUAUAAUCUUUGUAUUUAUUUUUAAUGAUAUUAAUGAUUAUAAUGAUCAUUAUAUUUUUCAGAUUAAUGCACAAUUCUAAACAAGAAGGUGAAGAAAUAUAUGUCCAUAUUAAAAAAGAAGUAGACAUCAUUGAGGGUUGUGUUUAUGAGAGUGAGAUUGUUAUUGAAACUGAUCCAAUGGAGUCCAUUUUGUACCAAGAAUCACAUUUUGAAGAAAAAUGA
Cinara cedri is the source of this 8898-nucleotide messenger RNA. The record is from the annotation of a GenBank genome assembly. Lineage: Eukaryota; Metazoa; Arthropoda; Insecta; Hemiptera; Aphididae.